Gossypium arboreum is the source of this 1680-nucleotide messenger RNA. RefSeq names its product probable pectinesterase/pectinesterase inhibitor 7. Gene Ontology annotation, biological process: cell wall modification. Gene Ontology annotation, molecular function: pectinesterase activity; pectinesterase inhibitor activity. The transcript is spliced from 2 exons. The record is from RefSeq and is a predicted model, not a curated record. NCBI's taxonomy places the organism in Eukaryota, Viridiplantae, Streptophyta, Magnoliopsida, Malvales, Malvaceae. The coding region runs from base 1 to 1680 and encodes 559 amino acids.
AUGGCUUCCAUGCUCUUGUAUCUUCUAACAAUAUCUUUCUUCUUUCUCUCUCCUUCUCUUGCAGACGCUUCCCCAUCUGACCCUGUCUCACCGGGGACCAUUUGCGACUCCACUCCAUACCCUUCCUAUUGCAAAUCGGUGCUCCCUAAUCGAACCACCAAUGUCUAUGGCUACGGUCGUUUCUCCAUUCGCAAAUCUCUGUCACAGUCUCGAAAUUUCCUCGACUUAGUCAAUGAGUAUCUACAUAAAUACCGGUCCUCAUUAUCAAUAUCCGCCAUUCGUGCUUUAGAGGACUGCUGCUAUCUAGCUAGCUUGAACAUGGAUUUCCUUUCGAGCUCCUUUAAAACCGCCAAUGGCACUAGUGAAACUCUACCCCCCGUGGAAGCUGAGGAUGUACAAACUUUUCUUAGUGCUAUUUUAACUAACCAGCAAACCUGUUUGGACGGCAUACAAUCCACUGCUUCAGCUCGAGGCAUAAGGGAAAACAUCACAGUUCCUAUGUCUAAUGACACAAAGCUUUACAGUGUUUCUCUCGCUCUUUUUACGAAGGGAUGGGUUCCUAAGGAGAAAAAAUCAGCCUCACGGCAUCCUAGUAGUAAGCAGAUAGGUUUCAAACAUAGGCGUUUGCUAAUGAAAUUGUCUAGUCAGACUAUGUCAACAAUUUAUGAGUCUCUAGGCCAAAGAAAGCUUCUUCAAACAAGUGGUUCUGAUAAUGAAGUAUUAAUCAGUAACAUUGUGACAGUGAGCCAAGACGGUAGCGGAAAUUUCACUACCAUCAACGACGCUAUAUCAGCAGCACCAAACAACACGAAUGGUGUAAAUGGUUACUUCUUGAUUUACAUCCCUGCCGGUGUUUAUCAAGAGUACGUUUCCAUUCCUAAGAACAAAAAAUACUUGAUGAUGAUCGGUGACGGAAUCAAUCAGACAAUUAUCACAGGAAGCCGCAGUGUUGUUGACGGAUGGACAACCUUUAACUCUGCAACUUUCGCUGUGGUGGCUUCAAACUUCGUUGCGGUAAAUAUAACUUUCCAAAAUACUGCUGGAGCAAUCAAGCAUCAGGCUGUCGCACUUCGAAGUGGGGCCGAUUUGUCAGCAUUUUAUAGUUGCAGCUUCGAAGGAUACCAAGAUACCUUAUACACUCAUUCCAUGAGGCAAUUCUAUAGAGAAUGUGACAUCUAUGGCACCGUUGAUUUCAUAUUUGGAAACGCUGCCGUUGUUUUGCAGAAUUGCAACAUAUAUUCUCGACAACCAAUGAGCGGCCAAUUCAAUGCUAUCACCGCACAAGGGCGAACCGAUCCGAACCAAAACACUGGCACAUCAAUUCACAACUGCAAUAUCAUGGCUGCUGAUGAUCUGGCCUCGAGCAAUACAAACUUCAAAACAUAUUUGGGGAGACCAUGGAAAGAGUAUUCAAGGACAGUAUACAUGCAAAGUUUCAUGGACAAUUUAAUAGACCCCGCCGGAUGGAGAGAAUGGGAUGGAGAUUUUGCCUUGAGUACAUUGUACUAUGCUGAGUAUGACAAUAAUGGACUUGGAUCAAACACUUCGAAUAGGGUCACAUGGCCUGGUUACCAUGUGAUUAAUGCUACCGAUGCUAUUAACUUUACGGUGUCGUCUUUUUUGUUGGGAGACGAUUGGUUGCCAGAUACAGGAGUUCCUUAUAAUGCAACUUUAAUAUAA